Messenger RNA from Centruroides sculpturatus (bark scorpion), 2222 nucleotides. Its product is annotated as fukutin-like. Lineage: Eukaryota; Metazoa; Arthropoda; Arachnida; Scorpiones; Buthidae. The transcript is spliced from 12 exons. The coding region runs from base 309 to 1979 and encodes 556 amino acids. The record is from RefSeq and is a predicted model, not a curated record. Gene Ontology annotation, cellular component: Golgi membrane.
CGUCGCCGAGUGUAGCAGACGACGGCUUAUUAUUGAUUCUCAUCGAUUAAAAAAUUUAAUCAAAUAAAAAUUAAAUUAUUUAUAAUUUUAACUUAAAAUUUAAAACUUUAAAGUUAAAUUUAAAAUUCCAAUAUCUAGCACAUUAACCAAUGAUAUUGAUUUUUCAAUAUGGCGCUUAACGUUCGUAUGCCAAGUUCCGUCUGCUUAGAAUUAAGCUGUUUAAGAAUUUCAGACUUAUUCGAAAGCGUCUUAUAAAUCAAUAAUUAAUAUAAUUGAAUUAUUUCCCGGAGAAUGAUACAUAAUGUCAAAUGAGAAAACUUCACUUGGCAGCGGUACUAGUUGCUACUAGCAGUUUCUUAUUGUUUAUACAAAUUUUUAUUCUUCAGUUAUUAACAGGAAAGGAUACUGAAGUAAAUAAUGAACCAAAUGUUGUUUUGGAAGCAGUUCAAGCAGUUGCAGCAUCUGGUGCUAAGCAUGGAUUUUCAAUGUUUUUAAUUGAUCCCUUUAUUUUGAGCAAUAUAUAUAAUGGCAGCAAGAUUGGGAGAGAUAAUAGAUGCAGAAUAUUAUGUUUAGGACAGAGAGUUACACAUUUUGGUACUCUAGGUCAGUUAUCCACUCAAACUCAAAAGGAAAGAUUUUUAAAUGAGUUGAAAGAAAUAGGAGCAAAAGUUUUGGUUUUUGAUGGAGAUAAUCCUAUUCUUAUUCGACAUGAAUUGAAAGUUCAGAUUCCUCUGCAUUACAUAAUAAUAAUUUAUCAACAUCUUAUUCACAUUGUGGUCUUUUAUGAUCGAGGUAAUCAAUAUUGGUGGCAUGGUCCUCUACAUUUAAUUGGUGCUCAGUCAAAAGAAGUUGAAGGAUUCAAAAUUCAAGAUUGCAAAUUUAGUCAACAAGCUGGUUCUUAUGAAAAUUUUAUUGAUACUGAAGUAAAUAAUGAACCAAAUGUUGUUUUGGAAAGAUUUUUAAAUGAGUUGAAAGAAAUAGGAGCAAAAGUUUUGGUUUUUGAUGGAGAUAAUCCUAUUCUUAUUCGACAUGAAUUGAAAGUUCAGAUUCCUCUGCAUUACAUAAUAAUAAUUUAUCAACAUCUUAUUCACAUUGUGGUCUUUUAUGAUCGAGGUAAUCAAUAUUGGUGGCAUGGUCCUCUACAUUUAAUUGGUGCUCAGUCAAAAGAAGUUGAAGGAUUCAAAAUUCAAGAUUGCAAAUUUAGUCAACAAGCUGGUUCUUAUGAAAAAGUUGAAAUUAGUCCUGUUGUAAUUGAUAACAUCAAGCUUCAUUUUCCAAAUAAAUUUUCAUUUAUUGCACCUGCAAGUUCAACAAAGUUCAUAGAAUGUAAUUAUAUCAGAUCGAAAUUAUUUUAUGAAAAAUAUGGAAGAGAUGAAAGUGAGGAUGCAGAAUUAUUUCGAACUAAAGCAUGGAAACUUCUCUCUAAAGCUAAAACUCUUUUGGAUCAUUUGAAUAUACCAUUUUGGUUAAGUAGCGGAACUUGUUUAGGUUAUUUCAGACAGUGUGACUUCAUACCAUAUAGCAAAGAUGUAGAUAUUGGAAUUUGGAUUAAAGAUUAUAAUCCAGACAUUAUUCCAGCAUUUUCUACACAUGAUCUUCCAUUGACUCAUUCAUUUGGGAAGAUUGAAGAUAGCUUUGAACUAUCUUUCAGAGACAAUGAUAUUAAAUUAGAUGUUUUUUUCUUCUAUGAAGAGAGAGAUUAUGUUUGGAAUGGUGGAACACAAGCAAGAACUGGGAAAAAAUUCAAAUAUAUUUUCCCAAAAUUUGAAUUGUGUUGGACUGAAUUCCUUGAAUUAAAGAUUCGUGUUCCAUGUCAGACAGAAGAUUAUAUACAAGCAAAUUAUGGGCCAAAUUGGUUUGAACCAGUGAAAAAUUGGGAUUGGAAAAAAAGUCCACCAAAUGUAGAAGAAAAUGGACAAUGGCCAAUAGAAGACUGGCCUGAUGUAAUACAGUUAAUACCAAUUCCAGAACAGACUUAAGGCGAUUUCUUACUUAAAAUGUUUGUUUUAUAUAUACAAAUGUAUUAAUGUGUCAAUUUUUUAAUGAAAAAUAAGAAUAUAGUUAUACAUAUAAAGUACAUAAAUGAUAUUAUCUGAUUAUAAUGCAAUAAUAGUUUGUUCCUAAAUGUAAAUUUGAGUGUGUUAUUGAUCAAUCUGUUGAUUAGAAGUUAAAAUCUUGCAAACAGUCACAUUUUGUAUUCAAUAUUUUAUUCAAAGCAUUUA